GGGACGGUGUCAAGGGGAAGUACGGUGAGGCCAUAACUUGGGAGAAUUUCCGACAGGAAUUCUUCAACCAAUACUACUCCAACUUCGAGGUGAACUUGAAGAGGAGAGAAUACACCAACUUGACCCAAGGAGGCAAGUAUACCGUGAGGCAACUUGAGCACAAGUUCAGGGAGCUCGCGGAGUUCAUACCGGAGUAUGCUUGUGAUGAGAACCGGAUGGUGAAUAACUUUUGGGAUGCUUUGGACUUAGACGUGCGUGAGAGGGCAACACAGUUGCCUAACAUGACGUUUAGUCAAGUUGUGGAGCAAGGCUUGAAGGGAGAAAAGGAGUGGGAGGAAAGAAAGCUGAAAAACGCCGAGGAGGCAAAGAAGAGGAAAUGGGAGAACACCAUCCCCCAAGGUUUCUAGCAAGAAGGGGAACCACGGGGGAGGUGGGUCUUUCAGAACGCCCGCACCACCAUCCAGGGGAAAUCAAGGCCCGGGAGGGCAAGGCUCGAGGUCGCAAGGCUCGGGCAUUAUUAGGUGCAGUAACUGCAAGAGGAACCACGCGGGCAAGUGCCUCGAUCCCACUAGGUGCUACCAAUGCGGGGAGACGGGGCACUUGAGAUCAAACUGCCCACAACUUGGGCGAGUCAUGGGUGCAGGACCUAGCAGCGGGACUACGGCAAGUAGGAACCGAGCAGGGGCACCUCACGCGAGCACGAACACGGAGGGCCAAGUACAAGCAAUGCACCAUCCGUGAACCAAGGCAAGACCCAAGCUAGGGUCUAUGCGAUGACGGAGGCGGACGCACGUGCUAACCCGGACUCCGUUGCGGUUUCAGGUAGAACUUGAAGGUUGCUGCCACUGCCCGUUGCUUCGGGAAGAUCAAAGGGAGAAGACGUGGUUCUUGCUUCUUCCGUUUCUGUUUUGAAAACAAUUUAAAUAAUGCUCAUGGAUAUUGUUUUUGAAUAAUUAUUUGGGGGCUUGUAUGCCCAUGUUUGCCAAGGUGUGGCAUAAACACUUGUGUUAAAUGUUUCCGCUGCUAUAAAUGUUUAUUUUACAUUA
Cuscuta europaea is the source of this 1046-nucleotide messenger RNA. The record is from the annotation of a GenBank genome assembly. NCBI's taxonomy places the organism in Eukaryota, Viridiplantae, Streptophyta, Magnoliopsida, Solanales, Convolvulaceae.